Hordeum vulgare subsp. vulgare (domesticated barley) is the source of this 1322-nucleotide messenger RNA. Its product is annotated as UPF0235 protein At5g63440. The coding region runs from base 228 to 926 and encodes 232 amino acids. The transcript has 7 exons. The record is from RefSeq and is a predicted model, not a curated record. NCBI's taxonomy places the organism in Eukaryota, Viridiplantae, Streptophyta, Magnoliopsida, Poales, Poaceae.
CCCAGUCCGACCGAGCCAACAACGCGGCCCGCCCGCCGGGCCCCUCCCACCGUCUCGUCCUCCGCCCCGCCGCCUCCCCCCUCGUCUCCUCGCCUACGACGCAGAUCCCCUACUCGACCGCCUCCGCCUGAGCAGCCGUGCCCUCCCCCGCACCCCUCCCCCCACGCCCCGACGCUGCUCCGGUUCGCCGCCGACCGCAGCAGCCGAGCGAGCGAGCGAGAGGGAAGAUGCCCAAGCGGACGACCCACACGUACUCGAGCGAGGAUGCGCUGCCGGAGGGCCCCGAGUCCGACCUCUUCGUCUACUACUGCAAGCACUGCGCCUCCCACGUCCUCAUCACCGAUACCCUAUUGCAGAAAAUGCCAAAGAGGAAGACUGACAGAGCACAUGUUCUAGAUAAGACAAAGCAUCUUGCGAGGCUGAAUGUGAAAGAUGCAGGAAAAAUCUUGUUGAAACGUGGAGAAGGAAAACUCGAAAAGCAGUUCCGCAUGACCUGCGUGGGAUGCGACCUUUUUGUUUGCUACCGAUCGGAGGAAGAUUUGGAGCUUGCUCCUUAUAUAUAUGUUGUUGAUGGAGCACUGAGUUCUGUGGCGGCUGAGACAAAUCCACAUGAUGCUCCUGUACCCCCUUGCAUUACACAGUUGCAGGGUGGACUUGUCCAAGUUGCCAUUGAAGUAGAAGACCGAGCACAACGUUCAGCAAUAACAAGAGUGAACGCUGACGAUGUUCGAGUAGCAGUAGCUGCCCCUGCUGCUCGGGGGGAGGCCAACAACGAGUUGCUAGAAUUUAUGGGCAAGGUGCUUGGCUUAAGAUUGAGUCAGAUGACCCUUCAAAGGGGAUGGAAUAAUAAAUCAAAGCUUCUGAUUGUUGAGGAUUUGUCUGCACGACAAGUUUAUGAGAAGCUCCUAGAAGCUGUCCAACCGUAGAAUACCGACUUCAGUUGCAGCAGCCUCUACUCUUAUCUGGAAGGAAAAUGACCUAAUGCCACCUGUAUUGGAUCUGCUGAAGAGAAGGCUCAGGCCAUAGAACCAGGUGUCAGAAGAUCAGAAGAUGCUAAGAGAGUCGAAAGGCUUCUUAACAGGACUAGUCCUGACUUCAGAGCAAGCAGCCAAUCUGUGCUGAAUUUGUUCAUUGUUUCUGUUGUAAUCUUGUAACCAUUACUGAGAUGGAGAUAUACAUCGAAGCAAAGCUCUGUGAGUUGUGAUGCAUACUGUUGCCCAUGUUCGUAUGAAACAUCCGACAUACACAUUUGAUUUUACUUUUAGCCAGAGCCUAUGGAUGAUUUCUCAUGUUCAAUGUUUGAAAUGAAUGAUUUCAUAUUU